Molecule: messenger RNA, 903 nt
Organism: Theobroma umbraticum
Lineage: Eukaryota; Viridiplantae; Streptophyta; Magnoliopsida; Malvales; Malvaceae
Biological process (GO): defense response to other organism
Cellular component (GO): plasma membrane
Source: RefSeq, a predicted model, not a curated record
UCCUGUAUAAAACAACAUUCAACAUUCUGAGUUCAGAGUUCAGAUCAUAAGAUUGUCACUCCGAAAUGGCAAAUGGUAACACCAAUACAGCACAAGCUACACAACAGCCACCAAAACACUUUAACCUGGUAAGAUUUCUCGCUACUUGCUUGCUAGCCCUUCUUGUUCUUGUUGGUCUAGCCGUGCUGAUCACAUGGCUAAUCAUUAGGCCAAAAAGGUUUGUUUACACCAUGGAAAAUGGUUCAAUACAAAAUUUCAACCUAACCAAUAACCAUCUCAAUGCCACAUUCGAUUUUGUCCUCAAGGCAUAUAAUCCUAAUAGCAGAGUCUCCCUCUACUACGAUUACAUUGAGUCUGCAGUGACAUACGAAGAUCAAACUCUGGCGUUCAACACAGUUGAGCCCUUCUUUCAACCUCAUAGGAAUGCGACCCGAGUGGAAUCGAAGCUCGCGGCUCAAAAUUUAGCAUUGUCACCAUCAAUAUUUAAGGACAUCAAGGUUGAAAAAGCUUCCGGGGAGAUCCAAGUUGAUGUUCAUUUUAAGUCAAAGAUUCGGUUUAAGGUAGGUAUAUGGAAGUCUAGGCAUCGUAAUCUAAGGAUUGUGUGUUCCUCAGUGACAUUGCACUUUUCUUGGUACAAGCAUUUCGACAAGGUACCAUGUGAAGUAGAACUUUAGUUUAGAGUGAUUUUGUUCUUCUCCUUCGGAAUUUGUUUCUCUUUCUUUUUUCCCCUUCUGCUACAUGGCUGCAUUGGUGUCUUGUUGUUGCCAUUUUUCUCUUCCAUGAUAUUCUUAUUGUUUUCUCUUUUGAUUAAUAUAUGGUUUGAAAAUUGUUGUUGCUCUUUUUACCCUUUAUCAUAAAACUUUGAGUAUGUAUCAAAAUCAAUGUAUUAAUCAGUGUUCACUA